AUGGCUCGGAACGAAGAGAAAGCGCAGUCCAUGCUGAAUCAUUUCAUCACCAUGAAAGAGGAGGAGAAGAGGCCACCAAAGCAACACCGCCCUUACCUGGCAUCGGAGUGCUGCGAUCUGGCGGAGGCCGACAAGUUGGGCCAGCAAAUCAUGCACGAAAUCAGCCGGAAAGUCGCUGAGAUCCAGAACGAAGGCCUUGGAGAGCACUGCAUCAGGGGCCUGAACGACGAGAUCGACAAGCUUAUCCAAGAGAAGGUGCGUUGGGAGCGCCGCAUCGUGGAGCUGAGAGGACACAAUUACUCGAGGUACUCCGCGAAGAUGACUGAUUUGGAUGGCAACAUCGUCGACGUGCCCAACCCUAGCGGCAGGGGUCCCGGUUAUAGGUACUUUGGCGCCGCCAAGAAGCUGCCUGGUGUUCGGGAGUUAUUUGAGAAGCCUCCUGAACUGAGGAAAAGGCCCACAAGGUAUGAUAUAUACAAGAGGAUCGAUGACGACCUAGUUCCGCCAGCCGACCUCCUCACCAGAGGCAACGCUCAGGAAUUGAUCGGAGAUCCGUCGCGUCGAUUGUCGGCCAUCAACCGCCGCGGAGAUGGCCAACCGCAGCUGCCCCUGCGCGAUAAACCGGAGGGCAGCAAUCCGCCGCGUGACUUUUCGGGGACGAGCUAG
Salvia splendens (bonfire salvia) is the source of this 666-nucleotide messenger RNA. Its product is annotated as pre-mRNA-splicing factor ISY1 homolog. The record is from RefSeq and is a predicted model, not a curated record. Gene Ontology annotation, biological process: generation of catalytic spliceosome for second transesterification step. The transcript has a single exon. Lineage: Eukaryota; Viridiplantae; Streptophyta; Magnoliopsida; Lamiales; Lamiaceae. The coding region runs from base 1 to 666 and encodes 221 amino acids.